AUGAUGGCAUUCUUUUUUUAUAUUUAUUUUAUUUUGCAAUUAUUUUUAAAUUCUCAAGCUUUUCAUUUAAAUAUUAAAAAUCAAAUAAAUACACCAUUUUCUGAAGUAACAUCACAUAGUGAGCCAACAAAUCACAGAAUUAAUGAACCUCCAGGUUAUGAACCGGAUAUUCCAGAGGUAGAAGAUGGUGAAAUAAUGAGGAAUAAUUCUACUAGAGAAAAGAGAAGUCCAUAUUAUGGUUAUGGUGGAUAUAGUAAUUGGCGUAGUCCAUCAUUAAUAGCUUCAAUUUCUCCAGAUUAUCACAAACAAAUAUGGAUAACUAAUGAACAUAAUAGAUAUAGAAGAAUGGUUCCAGCAAAAAAUAUGAGAAUGGUUUAUUGGUCAAAUGAAUUGGCAAGAAGUGAUUUUCAUCAUUCUCGUAAUCGACCAAGUAAUGUUGGAGAAAAUAUUUGGGCCGCCCCUUAUUAUGAUUAUUCUGAUGCAAUUCAGCGUUGGUAUAUUGAAAUAAAUAAUCCUUGGUGUGCUUGUUCUACAGGAUAUAAACAUUGUUGCGGGCAUUAUAUACAAAUGGUUUGGGCAGAAACAAAUUUAAUUGGUUGUGGUUAUGCACAAUGUAAUGGAAUUAAUGGUGUUGGUGCUUAUGCUAGAGCUGUUUUUGUUUGUCACUAUAAUCCACAAGGGAAUAGAGUAAUGCCUUUAAAUAAUGGUGGCCUUUAUUCGUAUCCAGCAUAUGUUUAUGCAGCAAGAGAAUCAGAACGUUGUAGUGAAUGUCCAGAAGACCAACCUUCUUGUUAUGACGGUCUUUGUUAUAUGCCUUUAAAUUAUAGAAGAGUAACAACAACAACAGAAAGGCCAAAAACAACAACAACAACAACAGAAUUAACAACAAGAAAAACAAAUAAUUGGUAUAAUAAACAACAAACAACAACAACAACAACAUUAAAAACACCAAUUAAAACAACAACAACAUAUAAAUAUCCAAAUUAUUAUUAUAAUAAACAAAAAACAUUAGAACCAAAAAUAUAUCCAAGUUGGGAAGCUUAUUAUAAAGAAAAAGCUUUGGAAAAACAAUUACAAGGAAAUAAAGUGGAUAACAGAAAACGAAAAACAUAA
Molecule: messenger RNA, 1113 nt
Organism: Meloidogyne enterolobii
Lineage: Eukaryota; Metazoa; Nematoda; Chromadorea; Rhabditida; Meloidogynidae
Source: the annotation of a GenBank genome assembly